AUCGGUUGGGGAAAUAUGUCCUUUCGUUUCUGGAUGCACGCUGGCUAUGCGCAUGUGAACGAGUCAGUCAUACAUGGCAACGUACAAUAUCACAUGGCAAACUGUGGCGUCGUUUGAUUGAACGAAAUGCUAUCAACGAUCCGGUCUGGAAAGGAGUUAUCGAUAAACGUGGAUGGCGAAAAUUUCUGUUUAUCAGUAAGGAUCGUGCGCAUACAUUGAUAUUUAAAGAAUUGGGCUACUGUUCAAGUGCUAUUGAGCAAUACAGGAAUACACAGGAAUCGCUGGAAGCUCAGCAUCGUUUUUAUCGCGCACUAUAUCCAAAAAUACAUCGAGAUAUCGAAUCACUGAAAGCCAACUGGCAAAAUGGACGACAUGUACUCUCUCGUAUCACAUGCCAUUCGGAGCCGAGCCGAGGUGUAUAUUGUCUGCAGUACGAUGAUGAUAAAAUCAUAUCAGGCCUACGCGAUCAUACCAUAAAAAUUUGGCAACGAAAAGAUUUGCAGUGCUCACAGACGUUACGUGGGCAUACCGGCUCUGUACUGUGCCUGCAAUAUGAUGAUCGUGUGAUAAUCAGUGGAAGUAGCGAUACAUCAGUGAGGCGAAAAUUUCUGUUUAUCAGUAAGGAUCGUGCGCAUACAUUGAUAUUUAAAGAAUUGGGCUACUGUUCAAGUGCUAUUGAGCAAUACAGGAAUACCCAGGAAUCUCUGGAAGCUCAGCAUCGUUUUUAUCGCGCACUGUAUCCAAAAAUACAUCGAGAUAUCGAAUCAUUGAAAGCAAAUUGGCAAAAUGGACGACAUGUACUCUCUCGUAUCACAUGCCAUUCGGAGCCGAGCCGAGGUGUAUAUUGUUUGCAGUACGAUGAUGAUAAAAUCAUAUCAGGCCUACGCGAUCAUACCAUAAAAAUUUGGCAGAGAAAAGAUUUGCAGUGCUCACAGACGCUGCGUGGGCAUACCGGCUCCGUACUGUGUCUGCAAUAUGAUGAUCGAGUGAUAAUCAGUGGAAGUAGCGAUACAUCAGUGAGAGUUUGGGACGUGCAUACUGGUAAUCUACUGAACACGCUUAUGCAUCACGUGGAGGCUGUACUGCAUUUACGAUUUCAGAAUGGCAUGAUGGUCACCUGCUCCAAAGAUCGUUCGAUAGCCGUCUGGGAUAUGAUUUCUCCAACAAACAUCACCGUACGACGUUUGCUUGUUGCACAUCGUGCUGCCGUCAAUGUUGUUGAUUUUGAUAGCCGAUAUAUUGUUUCGGCAUCGGGUGAUCGAACUAUAAAGGUUUGGCAUACUGAUUCAUGUGAAUUUUUGCGUACAAUGACUGGCCACAGACGUGGCAUUGCAUGUCUGCAGUAUCAUGAUCGACUUGUUGUUUCUGGAUCUAGUGACAACACCAUCAGAUUAUGGGACAUUGAAGUGGGUGCAUGCCUAAAAGUUUUGGAAGGCCAUGAGCAACUUGUUCGUUGUAUUCGUUUCGAUUCCAAACGCAUCGUUUCUGGCGCUUAUGAUGGAAAAAUAAAAGUUUGGGAUCUACAAGCAGCGCUAAAUCCUCGUUCUCCUCCAGACAGCAUAUGCUUGCUCACAUUGGUGGAGCACACUGGACGAGUGUUUCGUCUUCAGUUUGAUGAAUUUCAAAUUGUUUCUUCAUCGCAUGACGACACGAUACUGGUAUGGGAUUUCCUUGAGCCGAACACCGAAGCUCUUUCUCUGGAAGGAGCACGUGAACAAAUUGCAACAGCUGCAGGGCUAGAAAACGGCGAAAAUCACCAGCCGGUUGGGCCUAAUGAUCAGCAAGAUCAGCGUGCUCCUGCAGGCGGUACUUCCUUUUUUUUACGAAUUUUUAUAUGA
Gongylonema pulchrum is the source of this 1838-nucleotide messenger RNA. NCBI's taxonomy places the organism in Eukaryota, Metazoa, Nematoda, Chromadorea, Rhabditida, Gongylonematidae. The record is from the annotation of a GenBank genome assembly.